UUUCAGGCCGAAGAAUUAAAUUCGAUAGUUGGAAAUGCAUUUAGGAUGGCUUACGCGGCGCAGCUGCAAAAACAACCCAGUUUUCAAGACGUAAUCGCGUCUCAAUUGGAUCAAACUCAAACGGAUAAAGUACUUUGGACAAAGGAACUAUCUGCUGUACUAAAAAAAGAAACUCAUCAAAACAUGGAUUUGCAAAUUUCAAAUAAUGACGCAACACUGCGUCUACAACCACCGACUUCAAUACCUGGUCUAAAGCCCACCCAUAAGUACAAUGUGCUUGGUCCGGUUGAAAAAAGUCAAUCCCAGCAAAGCACGCCCAGCAGCGACGAAAGCAAUUCACCCACGGAGAUGAAUUCUUACAAAAGAAUGACUGAAAAACCGCCACUAAUAAAAAGAAUAGCGAUGGGUUUUACGGGAAACAACCACAACGAAGAAGACGUUUGUCCUCUGGUUAGCGACAGCAAUAGCACCCCAGGAAGCCCUACUAAUCGCCCAUUAUCCGGUGGCUACGUAAACGAAACAAACGAAAAUAAUAAAUGCGUAGAAAAUAUUAAACAAGAGACCAUAAACUCGAACCUAACUAUUAAACACAUAGAAAUUGACAAUAGUCGACUCAUCCAAUCUUCCGCAAACGAACAAGACUUUAAAACGAAACGAAUAUCCCAAAUAUCUUCUAGCAGUACUUCUUCUUAUCCUCAGAGUAUUGCUCCAACUCCACCACCUCUUCCUGAAAGAACAGAUUCACUUAAUAACAAGGAGGAGGGCGAGUUAAGGCUGGCUCCUUGGUACCAAGCAGGAAUACCCAGAGAAAUAGCCUUGGAAAUUCUCUCCCACGAGCCCAAUGGGGCUUUUAUGGUCAGGGAAAGUACCAGCAAGCCCGGAUGUUUCGCAUUAUCAUUGAGAGUGCCAAGGAGUUUUCAGCCCUCUGGUAUCGCACAUUAUUUAAUUGUGAGGGCAAACAAAGGCUACAAAAUUAAGGGCUUUACGAAAGAAUUUAACAGUUUAACCUCACUGAUCACGCACCAUUCGGUUAUGCCCGAGUUGCUGCCGUGCCCUCUAUCGUUGAGUAGAUACAACCCGAGUUUUCUAAAGACAGAUUCCAAACGUGAUUUUGCUGAUAUAGACCUUGACUCUGACUACAACACACUGGCGGAUUUUCGAAAAAUGAUGGCAGACCUAAACGUCUAG
Brassicogethes aeneus is the source of this 1188-nucleotide messenger RNA. NCBI's taxonomy places the organism in Eukaryota, Metazoa, Arthropoda, Insecta, Coleoptera, Nitidulidae. The record is from the annotation of a GenBank genome assembly.